Xylona heveae TC161 is the source of this 1460-nucleotide messenger RNA. RefSeq names its product ERG20 farnesyl diphosphate synthase. Gene Ontology annotation, cellular component: cytoplasm. Gene Ontology annotation, biological process: trans, trans-farnesyl diphosphate biosynthetic process. NCBI's taxonomy places the organism in Eukaryota, Fungi, Ascomycota, Xylonomycetes, Xylonales, Xylonaceae. Bases 187 to 1224 code for a protein of 345 amino acids. Gene Ontology annotation, molecular function: (2E,6E)-farnesyl diphosphate synthase activity; dimethylallyltranstransferase activity. The transcript is spliced from 2 exons. The record is from RefSeq and is a predicted model, not a curated record.
AUCCAUAUCAAUUUAAUUUCACCGUUACCGCUGCAACUCCCUCAACAGCCCCCUGUUGCGCCCCACCAUUCAUUGUCCGACAUCUCUGUCGAACGUUUACCCGCUUCCGCCUCCUCAUCUCAGGGUCCUCCUCACCUUCAUCAAUUUCUCUCUCCUUACACAAAAUAUCAAUCGCCGUCUUUCAUCAUGCCCACCACUCUAAAAGAAUUCGAGAGCGUCUUCCCCAAGCUGCUGGAAGUGCUCAGUGAGCACGCGCAGCAAUACAAGCUGCCCACCAACGCACUGGAAUGGUAUCAAAAGUCUUUGCAACACAACACCGUCGGCGGCAAAUGCAAUCGUGGCAUGUCCGUUGUCGACAGCAGCGAGGUUCUCCUCGGCCGGCCCCUCACUGAAAAGGAAUACUUCCAGUCCGCUACUCUCGGAUGGUGCACCGAGUUGCUCCAAGCCUUCUUCCUCGUAUCUGACGACAUCAUGGACGAGUCGAAGACCCGUCGCGGCGCGCCCUGCUGGUAUUUGAUGCCCGAGGUCGGCAUGGUUGCUAUCAACGACGCAUUCAUGCUCGAGUCGUCCAUCUUUGUGCUUCUGAAGAAAUUCUUCCGCUCUGAGCCUAGCUACCUGGAUCUGAUUGAGCUCUUCCACGAAGUCACCUACCAGACCGAACUCGGACAGCAAUGCGACUUGCUCACCGCUCCCGAGGACAAGGUUGACCUGGACAACUUCUCCAUGGAGAAGUACCUCUUCAUCAUCACAUUCAAGACUGCCUACUAUAGCUUUUACCUCCCUGUCGCCUUGUCGCUGCACUUGCUGGGCCUCGCGACGCCGAAGAAUCUCAAGCAAGCGCAGGAUAUCUUGAUCCCCUUGGGCCAGUACUUCCAAAUUCAAGACGACUACCUGGACAACUACGGCGCCCCCGAGACGAUUGGCAAGAUUGGCACGGAUAUCAUGGACAACAAGUGCUCGUGGCUGAUCAACCAGGCGCUGCAGCGCGCAAGCAAGGACCAGCGCGAGGUACUCAACCAGCACUACGGUCGCAAGGACAAGGCCAGUGAGGCAAUUGUCAAGGAGGUCUUCAACGAGCUCAAGCUCGACGAAGUUUACCGGGCCACCGAGGAGGAGGAAGUGAGCAAGAUCCGCAAGAUGGUUGCCGAGUUAGACGAGACCGACGGUCUCAAGAAGGGCGUUUUUGAGAGUUUCUUGGGCAAGAUUUACAAGCGCAGCCACUAAACGAUACCCGUAAUGGUUAAGUGAGGAUCGAAAUGAGGUGCAUGUGGGGGUUAUGGCCGCGUAUGGGUUAUGAGCACAGGGGGGAUGGGCUUCGUGGCGUGGGAAAAGUGGAUUUCUUUGAUGCAGUUUUCUCAUAUUUUGCAAGCGCUUUAAGCGACUGCGGCUUUGAUAAGACCAAAACAAUUAGAUGAUAGACUAUGUUUGCUCCGUUAAUACUAUCACGUAAUACGCCGAAA